AUGACCACAAACGGCCCAACUCUGACCAUCGCUGACGCCGUCGAUGAAGCCCAGAGCACUGCAUCAAUUGUAGCUGUGUCCAGUUGCAAACUCCCGCAGUUCUGGUCCAUCCAGCCUCGUUUGUGGUUUGUUCAGGUUGAAGCAGUGUUACAGGUGGCCCGUAUCACAAAUGACGCAUCACGUUACAAUCAAAUCGUUAGUGCCUUGGACCCUGAUGCAAUGUUACAGCUAGCGGACUUCCUGCAGAAUCCACCAGGGACCGACAAGUACGCGAAGCUAAAGGACGAGAUAUUGAAGCGGUUCUCAGAAUCCAGCGACCGCCAGCUUCACCGAGCGCUUACGGAGAUCUCGAAGGAGGAUGUCUCAUCGAUACAACCUCGUCAUGCACAACUCAGGGCAACUACUGGUGCACUUGACGCCAAAUACCUGCAAUUACUCAACCAAUUCAUAGACAUAACUCAUCCCAGCACCAAUCCUGUCACAGCCACUGACAGUCAAGUCGCUCAUCACAUUGAGACAACUGGGCCACCAGUAUUUGAGCGCCCACGACGUCUCACCGGCGAGAAACUACAAAUAGCUUGUUUAGGCCAGUGCCUAAUUUCUUUUUUACCAACCUUAACACGAGAGAAGAAAGACGACUUCCACCGACCAUCAUCACCAUCAUCACCAUUGUCACCAUUAUCGCUAUCAUCACCAUUAUCAAGGUAA
Molecule: messenger RNA, 708 nt
Organism: Bactrocera tryoni
Lineage: Eukaryota; Metazoa; Arthropoda; Insecta; Diptera; Tephritidae
Exons: 3
Coding region: 1-708 (235 amino acids)
Source: RefSeq, a predicted model, not a curated record